AUGUUGGAUUUUAUGGACCAUGUGCAAAAUGCCUUUUAUGAGGCUUCGCAUUGGAAUCUCGAUAAUUCGUAUGGCGCCUUGAACGCGACGGCAAAAGCUUUGCUCGACUUCCGGACUCCGAGAGGGCUGCGAUUGCAGAUAUCUUCUCUUGCUGCGCCUAACUUUGCUACCUCAUAUACCAUUGGAAGUGUGGGCGUCGUCGACGGCUCUGUCUCCUACCUCUACUCUUCACUGCCGCUGCUCCGGCCGUUCAAGAGCGCCGACCUCGAUCUCCACCAUGUUAUUAGAGGGUACAGGCACUUGCAGGAGCUGAGAAGGCCAGAUGAGGCUUGGUGGUGGGAAGUCUGGCACUGCGGCAAGCGGAUAGACCGCAGAGAUACACUCCUGUAUGGGCGCAUAUUCUUGCCGCGGUCUACGUUGGAAGCACUGUAUCUCAGGCGCCUCUCGCCUACCCGGCAACUCAAGAUAUCUGCUGUUAGCGACUCCACGCUCAACAAUGGAGGCACGAUUCUCGCCCUGCUGCAGAACGAUGUUGGCAAAUAUAGCACUGAGUACAUGUACAGCACUGAUUCCGCCUUGAUGGGCGUCCGAGGCCUGUACAAUUUCGGACCCGACCCCAGAGUCGGCUCAACAUCACCCGUAGCCGCCCACGAGAUUACCGAGCCUGUGCAAGGCCGGUUCAGCGCCGGCGCAGAGCUUUACUAUGGAUUGCUGAACAAGAGCGGAGGAAUCAGCACCGGCUUACGAUUCACGACAUUGCCUAAUCACACGGGCUUUCCGUAUACAAUGACGCUGACGCUGAAUCCUCUAAUGGGAAACCUCUCCUCGACGUACGCCGUCAAGGCGGGCCCGAACUUGGCUCUCUGCUCCCGCUUCGACUUCAACUUCUAUUCAUACGAAAGCGAGUUGCAGCUCGGUUGCGAACUGUGGCGACGCCGCCGCAACACCGAUGUAGAAUGGGCGGUCAAGAGGUUGCGACCAGAUUGGAAGCGGCCCACUGUUGCACCAGACGACGACGUCUCGGGCAUUCUCAAGGCACGCGUCGACCAGGACUGGCGGAUUGGCCUGCUGUGGGAGGGUAGGAUUAAAGAGCUGUUGUUUACGCUUGGCGCCAGCCUCGACCUGAAGAGGAGAGAGCAGAUAUUCCGAACAGUUGGUGUCGAGCUGCAGUACAGCUCGUGA
Molecule: messenger RNA, 1182 nt
Organism: Lindgomyces ingoldianus
Lineage: Eukaryota; Fungi; Ascomycota; Dothideomycetes; Pleosporales; Lindgomycetaceae
Product: mitochondrial distribution and morphology protein 10
Exons: 3
Coding region: 1-1182 (393 amino acids)
Biological process (GO): protein insertion into mitochondrial outer membrane; mitochondrial outer membrane translocase complex assembly; establishment of mitochondrion localization
Cellular component (GO): SAM complex; ERMES complex
Source: RefSeq, a predicted model, not a curated record